GACCUAAGAUUUUUUUUACCCUCUCCGAAUCCAAAUUAUUUACAAUUUUACGCACAAAAUUACGCACGACAAGGCUGCAUAACAAGGCUGCAUCUUACAAUAACUUCACGUUGAUUAUCAAUCAUUAAUAACAGACAAUGUUGUUCUGUAUCGUAGACUAAACGUGGAAUGCAUUAAGUAGGCUAAUUUAGCACAAGCAGCUGGGGUUCCGAAGCUACCACAGAGGUUCACUUCACUUGGUUUCUGUGGCUGUUUCUUUAAGGACAUCAGCUGGUGGAACACUACGAAAAGGAGGAAAUAGGAAGUGGAUUGUGAACUGUGUUCGCACAAAGAAAAGAAACUGGUAGAAAUUACGAAAUAUGGCGGGGAUUAAAGCAUUGGUUGGGCUAUCAUUCAGCGGGGCAAUCGGUUUAACAUUCCUGUUGUUGAGCUGUGUGUUGGAACAGUAUGGGGUGUACUGGCCAUUUUUCGUCCUCAUCUUCUACGUCCUGUCUCCCAUCCCUCACUUCAUUGCCCGGAGAGUGAGUGAAGAUACAGACUCUGGCAGCAAUGCAUGUCGCGAGCUGUCGCUCUUCCUGACAAGUGGCAUCGUGGUGUCUGCUUUUGGUCUACCAAUGGUCCUCGCUCACAACAGUGUGAUUCAGUGGGGCGCCUGUGGGCUGGUUUUGGCUGGAAACACGGUCAUCUUCCUCACCAUCCUGGGCUUCUUCUUGAUAUUCGGCGGUGGGGAUGACUUCAGCUGGGAACAGUGGUAGGACUCCCAACCUUCAUGAAGACAACAGACAUCCAGAGAGAGGAGGGGGACACCCCCCCCACCCCUUAACCAUUCUCCCCAAAACCCCUAUAUAACACUGCAUCUAGGUGCGGGAAGGACUUUAUUAUGGGAAAAUUAAAGGCUAAACUGUACUACUAUAAUGCAAAAUGUCACUAUGCUUUUGCAAAACAGAACCCCUGUUUAAAGGGAAGAGGAGGAGGACAGUGGACAGGCAGCCCAUGAGGCUGAAAUAAGGAGGGGGGGAUGUACAAAGGUGGGCUGUUUUUCACUAUUUCUUUUCAAGGUCUGACUGUGAGGAGAUUGCGGCCUUCCAGGCCUUUGUCCGCCUCUUCCACAAUCCCUCAUUCUCUCUCACACACACUCACUCAUUCUUUCUCUGUCUCUCUCUCUCUCUCUCUCUCUCUCUCUCUCUCUCUCUCUCUCUCUCUCUCUCUCUCUCUCAACACCAUGUUGUGGUGACUCUCUUCCAUCCAUCUCUUAGACCUCUGUGGUCCUUUAGUUUCAGCAGAGGUGUCAACUCUAUCUUGCCUCCUGCGGUUUGCCUUUUUCAAAUAUGUGAUGCCUCUUCAUGUUGGAUAUGAUGGCGGGGAUGGUCCUACUGGGUGGAUGUCCCCAUCACCAUUUUGUGAGGUUGUUGCCUUUUGUGAUUGUCUUUUGUAAUAUGAUUUGUUAUCUUUUUGUCUACUUUUUGUGAGUGUGGGUGGCAUGUGGAAGUCACUGUUAUGCAAGUUUUAAGAGUUGACACCAAUCUUGUAAUUGACAGUGUAUUCUAAUGUCAGUUAUAUUUAUUGAUGUUAACUAUGGUUAUCAGGACUUUUCAUUACACCCCUUUGUAAUAUUGGAAGUUUUAAAUGUUAAAGUUUACACUACACUAGCCAAAGCUGACUGGGAUUAUGUUCAGAUCUACACUCUUUUAAAAUUGUACACCUUAAAAAACAAUUCUUUAAACGAUGGCCACAUAUCGUAUGUAUGCAUUAACACAUUAACAAAGGGACUUACUUUGACUGCAAUGCAGCACACAGCUUUUGUAAAACUGACAAAUUGAAUAUUUUCAGUUUAAAUUUGUUGAACGCAAAGAUCGAUUUUAUUUCUGUUUGUGUGUAUUUUAGUAAAUAUAUUGCACUUGUUGUAAAUACAGAAUGUCAUGGUAAUA
Engraulis encrasicolus (European anchovy) is the source of this 1928-nucleotide messenger RNA. Its product is annotated as leptin receptor gene-related protein-like. The record is from RefSeq and is a predicted model, not a curated record. NCBI's taxonomy places the organism in Eukaryota, Metazoa, Chordata, Actinopteri, Clupeiformes, Engraulidae. The transcript has 4 exons. Gene Ontology annotation, cellular component: endosome. Gene Ontology annotation, biological process: late endosome to vacuole transport via multivesicular body sorting pathway; negative regulation of growth hormone receptor signaling pathway. Bases 360 to 755 code for a protein of 131 amino acids.